GAAAUAUACCGCCUGACCAUCAGAAAUAUACCGAAAAUAUAAGGAGCCGGCAUGCGGCCACCAUUGUUUUGAAAUUACAAAUUACCUCGAAAUAGCAAAAAUAUGAAGCUCAGUAUUGACGGCUUGCUCGUCUAUUUCCCGUACGAAUACAUCUACCCGGAACAAUAUGCAUACAUGCUGGAAUUGAAGCGAACAUUGGACGCCAAAGGACACUGUUUGCUGGAAAUGCCCUCGGGCACGGGCAAGACAGCCACGCUGCUCUCGCUGAUUGUGGCCUACAUGAUAGAGCAUCCAGAGACGAUUCGCAAGCUGAUUUACUGUUCCCGCACAGUGCCUGAAAUCGAGAAGGUAAUAGCCGAACUGCAAAAUCUGAUGGUCUACUAUGAGCGGGAAUGUGUGAAGCCGCCUGCCAUGACCGGCCUGGUGCUGAGCUCCCGCAAGAACUUGUGCAUCCACCCAGAGGUGAGCAAGGAGCGCGAGGGCAAGGCAGUGGACGGCAAGUGCUAUGGCCUAACGGCCAGCUACAUACGCGAUAAGCAUGAGAUGGACAACGAGACGCCCAUCUGUCAGUACUUUGAGGGCUUCAGUCUGGAGGGCAAGGAGUCCACCCUGCCCGUGGGAAUCUACAGCCUUGAUGAUCUCAAAGAAUAUGGACGCUCACGCAACUGGUGUCCGUACUUUCUGGCCCGCUAUGCUAUUGCCCAUGCCCAAAUUGUGGUUUACAGCUAUCAUUAUCUGCUGGAUCCGAAGAUCGCGCAGGUUGUGUCCAAGGAGAUGACACGCGAGUCCUGUGUGGUCUUUGAUGAGGCGCACAACAUCGACAACGUUUGCAUUGAUUCGAUGAGUGUGAAGAUCAACAGACGCACAGUGGAGCGCAGCACAAACGCGUUGAAUCAGCUGACCAAAUUGGUGCAGGAGAUUCGGGAGGAGGACACGAACCGUCUAAAUGAGGAGUACCAGCGGAUGGUGCAAGGCCUGAAAGAUGCCAGCGUCCAACGAGAGACGGACAUGAUUAUGGCCAAUCCUGUCCUACCAAACGAUGUGCUGAUCGAGGUGGUGCCUGGUAACAUACGCAACGCGGACCAUUUCCUCAGCUUCCUGCGUCGCUUCAUUGAGUUCAUUAAGACGCGACUGCGCGUUCAUCACGUGGUGCAGGAGUCCCCAGCCGGUUUCCUAAAGGAUAUCUCCGCCAAGAUAUGCAUUGAACGCAAGCCAUUGCGCUUCUGUGCCGAACGUCUGUCCAGCCUCCUGCGCACCCUCGAGAUUACCGACAUGACGGACUACGGAGCUCUGACACUAAUCACACACUUUGCCACACUGGUGUCCACCUACACGAAGGGAUUCACCAUCAUCAUAGAGCCCUUUGACGAUAAGACACCAACCGUAUCGAAUCCUAUACUGCAUUUCAGUUGCGUGGACUCUUCCAUUGCCAUGGCCCCGGUAUUCUCCCGCUUUCAAACAGUUGUCAUCACCUCGGGCACCCUGUCGCCGAUGGACAUGUACCCGAAGAUACUCGACUUUGAUCCAGUUGUCAUGAGCAGCUUCACCAUGACACUGGCACGCCCCUGCCUUCUUCCUAUGAUUGUAUCCAAGGGAAAUGAUCAGGUGACCAUUUCGUCCAAGUUUGAGACUCGCGAGGACACUGCUGUCAUUCGGAACUACGGUCAGCUGCUGGUGGAGGUGGCCAAGACCGUUCCCGAUGGCAUUGUCUGCUUCUUUACCUCAUACCUGUAUCUGGAGUCUGUUGUGGCUUCCUGGUACGAUCAGGGCAUUGUCGACACCCUGCUGCGCUACAAGCUGCUGUUCAUCGAGACUCAGGAUAAUGCCGAGACCAGCUAUGCCUUGAUGAACUAUGUUAAGGCAUGCGAUUGUGGUCGUGGCGCUGUGCUGCUGGCUGUGGCGCGUGGCAAGGUCUCGGAGGGUGUGGAUUUCGACCAUCAUUAUGGUCGCGCGGUGCUCAUGUUCGGGAUACCUUAUGUGUACACGCAGUCGCGCAUACUCAAGGCUCGCCUCGACUACCUGCGCGAUCAGUUUCAGAUACGUGAGAACGACUUUCUGACCUUUGACGCGAUGCGGCAUGCAGCGCAAUGCGUGGGCCGGGCGCUGCGCGGGAAGACGGACUACGGCAUCAUGAUAUUCGCGGACAAGCGCUUCUCGCGCCAGGACAAACGCUCCCGUCUACCCAAAUGGAUACAGGAGCAUCUGGUCGACAGCUUCUGCAACUUGAGCACCGAGGAGGCGGUGCAGCUGGCCAGGCGCUGGCUGCGGCGCAUGGCCCAGCCGUUCACCCGCGAGGAUCAGCUGGGCAUAUCCCUGCUGACGCUCGCCCAGCUGGAGAACAUGGAGCAGGAGAAACUGGAGCGGCAGGCGCAGGGCAAAGAGGGCGUGGGCGGCCAAGUUCAGGAGUUGUGAAUGCAGCGGCAACCGGCUCGCUGCCACACUUCCUUCCGGGAAUAAUUAAACACGAUUUUGCACCAGCUUUUCAAUGACAUUGAAUGGCCAUUAAAAACGGAGCAACAGGCAGAACAAA
Messenger RNA from Drosophila guanche, 2530 nucleotides. RefSeq names its product general transcription and DNA repair factor IIH helicase subunit XPD (gene Xpd). The record is from RefSeq and is a predicted model, not a curated record. Gene Ontology annotation, molecular function: ATP binding; damaged DNA binding; DNA helicase activity. NCBI's taxonomy places the organism in Eukaryota, Metazoa, Arthropoda, Insecta, Diptera, Drosophilidae. The transcript is spliced from 8 exons. Gene Ontology annotation, cellular component: nucleus. The coding region runs from base 103 to 2412 and encodes 769 amino acids. Gene Ontology annotation, biological process: nucleotide-excision repair; positive regulation of mitotic recombination; transcription by RNA polymerase II.